UGGAGUAAUGAGAUUCCUGUAAUACUCGGUUCAAAUACGCACGAAGGACUCUUUCAUUAUGCUGAAACUAAGCGCAAACCAUAUUUGGUCAACGAACUAGCUGAUUUCGUGCAUAUGCUGCCAACGGCAGUGAAAGGUGAGCGUGAAGCACAUGAACAAAAAGAGCUGGCCCUACGAAUUAAGGAAGCACAUUUUGGUGAAAAAGUACCACAUCAUAAUGAUACAUUCGAUAAUUACUUAGAAAUGGUGUCUUACAGACAUUUCUUCAGUGACAUUCACCGCACACUCUUGGCUCGUAUGGCCUAUGCUCCUAAUGUACCCACCUAUCUCUAUCACUUUGCAUUCGAUUCGCCACAUUUCAAUCAUUAUCGCAUUUUGAAUUGUGGCAAGUCUGUGCGUGGCGUUUCGCAUGCCGAUGAUCUCUCCUACCUCUUCUACAAUGUGAGUGCCGGUAAAUUAUCGUCUUACAGUGAUGAAUUCAAGACAGUACAACGUAUGACUGGUAUGUGGACAGCAUUUGCUACGACAGGCAAUCCGAAUUGUGAGGAAAUCGCAUCGACCAGCUGGCAACCGGUUGAAGCGAACGAUGCGGAGCGCGCACAACCGAAAUGCCUAAAUAUUGAGGAGGAAGUUGAAUUCAUUACACUUCCACAGGAAAAGCUCAAAGUCUGGGAAAGUUUAUAUACAAACAACAGUUUGUAUUGAGGGAAUCUCUUGCUUAGUUAUCGUUUCUUGCCAGUGCGUUAUUAAUAUAUAUUAUCCGCGUAAAGAAUUUCGUUUACUCUUAAAACUUGUUGUGUUAAAUAUUUUUUACAAAAUUU
This is a messenger RNA of Rhagoletis pomonella (apple maggot), 821 nucleotides long. RefSeq names its product esterase B1-like. Lineage: Eukaryota; Metazoa; Arthropoda; Insecta; Diptera; Tephritidae. The record is from RefSeq and is a predicted model, not a curated record. Bases 115 to 705 code for a protein of 196 amino acids. The transcript has 2 exons.